This is a messenger RNA of Acanthamoeba castellanii str. Neff, 282 nucleotides long. Its product is annotated as Hydrolase. The transcript has a single exon. Lineage: Eukaryota; Discosea; Longamoebia; Acanthamoebidae. The record is from RefSeq and is a predicted model, not a curated record. Bases 1 to 282 code for a protein of 93 amino acids.
AUGGCGGAGCAGACGCAGCGGCAAAUGUUCGCGUGCCCGUGCUGCGGGUACUUCACGCUGGAGGACAGCGGCGGCUUCUGCCUCUGCCCGGUGUGCUACUGGGAGGACGACGGGCAGGGCGACCACGACGCCAAUGUGGUGCGCGGCGGACCCAACGGCUCGCUCAGCCUCACCGACGCCCGCGCCAACUACGCCGCCUUCGGAGCCUCCAUGCCGGACCGAGCGGCCUAUGUACGGCCGCCGCGCCACGAUGAGAUGCCCCCCACUCGCCCCACCGAGUGA